ACCGGAAGCUGAAGGGCCGCGGCGCCGUAGCCUUAGCAACGCCGGCGAGCGUCUCCUGUCAGAGCCCGCCGCUAUGGCGGAGACGGCAGCGGCUUUAACGCCCACCCCGACACCGGUCACAACGCCGGUAGGCCGGCCGACCAGCGGCCCCAGCCCCGCCCGCGUCUACAGCCUGCGCCCGGCCUUCCACCACAGAUUUCGUUCUUCGAUGGUGAAAGAUUGCAUCCGUGAAGUGUUGAAGGAGGAGUUGGCCAACGUACAGUAUACCCCAGAAGAGAUCUCAGCCCGCACCAAAGUACUAUCAGAGAUAAUCCGGGACAGACUGAAAGAUAAAGGAUUUCACCGAUAUAAAAUAGUUGUGCAAGUAGUGAUUGGAGAGCAGAGAGGCGAGGGAGUUAACAUGGCUGCCCGUUGUUUUUGGGAUGCUGACACCGAUAACUAUGCUCAGGAUGUUUUCAUGAAUGACAGUCUUUUCUGCGUCGCUGUUGCCUUUGGGUGUUUUUUCUACUAGUGCUGACCGCAAAUUCAAAGAAGAAAGACUUUUGUUUUAAAGAUACUGAAAAAGCAGGACUACAUGCUGCAUUUCCCUUCCUCCCUCUGUGUUGUGCAUGUGUGCACAGGCAUGUAUAUAUAUCUGUGUAUAUAAUCCUUUGUAUGAAACGUAUUUUCCAAAUGACACUUUUGAGAUACCACAGGCUCCUGUUACUGCCGCUCUGUAUAUAAAUAGAGCUUCCACCACAACUCCCCUGAAAGGGGAGCACAACUCCUGUUCAGUUCUCUGGGGCUUGCAUAAGUAAUUUCCCUGUUGUAUUCAUCCCUGUGUUUAGUGACAUCUGUGCAUGGUACCAAAUGUGACCAUCUAAAUCAGUGUUUUUCAACCUUGGCAACUUUAAGAUGUGUGGACUUCAACUCCCAGAUUCCCCAGCCAGCUUAGUUGAAGUUCACACAUCUUAAAGUUGCCAAGGUUGAGAAACACUGCUCUAAAUAUUUAGCAACAAUUACUCUUACCCUUGUAAAACCAUUGCAUAUGUCUCAAUCUAUUUCAGUAUUUUGAAAACUCAAGUGAGUUAUAAUAUAAUACCUUGUAUUAUUAAUCACUGUGUCUUUCUACAUGAGUUCUGUUCCUCACUGUGUGCUGAAAGUUCUCCUCUCUCUUCUAGAGAUAUUUCCAUACUCAUUUUCUGUUUUAUUCUGUCAACAUAGAACAGAAGUAAAGGCGCCACUUAAAACUACA
Python bivittatus (Burmese python) is the source of this 1234-nucleotide messenger RNA. NCBI's taxonomy places the organism in Eukaryota, Metazoa, Chordata, Lepidosauria, Squamata, Pythonidae. The record is from RefSeq and is a predicted model, not a curated record.